AGCGCGAGGAGCGGUGACCUCGGUGCAUUUUGUAUGGGUUAAAAAGGGUGUUCCUUGGUGCAGACCUAGCGAAAAAGCCUCACGGCAGCCGAAUGGAAUCAGGCUGCAUCCAGACCGCGAUGGCUAUGGGGCUGACAUCGAAAAAGGCAUCUUCUAGAAACGUUGGCGUGGAGCGCAAGAAUCUCAUCACUGUUUGCAGGUUCUCAGUGAAGACACUUCUCGAGAAGUACACCGCAGAGCCCAUCGAUGACUCGUGUGAAGAGUUUGUCAACUUCGCUGCCAUCUUGGAGCACAUCCUCAGCCACCGAUUCAAAGGCCCUGGCAGCUGGUUCAGUUCCGAUGGCCAGAGGAGUUUCUGGGACUACAUCCGGCUGGCGUGCAGCAAAGUGCAGAACAACUGCAUCAGCAGCAUUGAGAACAUAGAAAACAUCAGCACCUCCAGAGCCAAGGGUCGGGCAUGGAUUCGUGUCGCUCUGAUGGAGAAGCGUCUGGCUGAGUAUGUGGCCACAGCCUUGAGAGACAAUCGCACAACUAGGCGUUUUUAUGAGGACAGUGCCAUCAUGCUGAGAGAGGAGGCCACAGUGUUGACGGGAAUGCUCAUCGGCCUCAGUGCCAUCGACUUCAGCUUUUGUCUGAAGGGGGAGGUUUUGGAUGGCAAGACCUCUGCUGUCAUAGACUACACGCCCUACCUGAAGUUUACUCAGAGCUAUGACUACCUGAGUGACGAGGAGGACAGGCGCAGCGUGGACAGCAGUGCGAGUGAGGAGAGCGUGUCGGAGCACCCUUACAUCCCCCUGGUCACCGACGAGGAAAGCUGGAGCAACAAGUGCCGCAAGAUGGAACAGCGCUUCAAGAUUGUAUAUGCACAGAAGGGCUACCUGGAGGAGCUGGUGCGUCUGCGCGAGUCGCAGCUGAAGACGGCGGAGACGGAGAACAAGAAGCUGAGCUCGCGACUACACGAGCUGGAGAUGCAGAGCCAGGAGGAGAAGAAGGACCUGGAGUCCAUCAUCCUGGAGCUACAGGCUCAGCUUUCGGCCCUUCUCCCCAGUGACUCCUCCCACUUGACCAAAAACCUGUGUAUCCCCUUGGUCAACCAAUGGUCUUGCGCACGCUCUGACAACCAGAAAGAUGUCAAGCUGUUUCGCCGGAGGAGUCUGGACAGUUUGGACCAUCUCUCAGCUGAGAUGAGCCUGAACUCAGAUUCCCAGAAGACUGACGGUAAACAAAAUGGAGAUGCUGGCUGGUGUACAACCGGUAAAGACUACACUCCCUCCAUGCUGGGGCUGUGUGGCUCUCUGGCCUCCCUUCCCAGCUGCAAGUCCCUGGCUAGCCUGAAGUCCAGCGAGUGCCUGGUGAACAUCAGCAAGGAGCCCACGCCUGCCGUCUCCCCCAGCUAACCUGGCCUCGGAGUGGGCAUGAGUGGAUCUGCGCUCCCCUCUCCAAUUACUCCAUCACCACCACCACCACCCUCUUUGAAGUUCUGCUCAUUCAUCUAAUCUACACCAUCCACCACCCACCACCACUAUCUCCUUGACCUAUGAGCAACCAGUCUCUCUCGUUCCCAUCUCUCCCGUCUCUCUCUCCAGCCUCCCAUCCCCUUUUCUGAUAUUUUCCUCCUACCCACAACUUGUCAGAUCUGACAAGAGUGAGUCAUGCACUUUUGAAAAAAGAAGCUUGUACAUUAUGAUUAUAUGGUUUCUUUCUUUUCUGGAUUUUAUUUUUUUUCUGUCAAUAUAAAUAAAUGUUGUGAAAUGUCA
Engraulis encrasicolus (European anchovy) is the source of this 1757-nucleotide messenger RNA. It is a transcript of the gene rundc3aa, whose product is annotated as RUN domain containing 3Aa. NCBI's taxonomy places the organism in Eukaryota, Metazoa, Chordata, Actinopteri, Clupeiformes, Engraulidae. The coding region runs from base 93 to 1397 and encodes 434 amino acids. The record is from RefSeq and is a predicted model, not a curated record. The transcript has 11 exons.